Messenger RNA from Rosa rugosa (rugosa rose), 1938 nucleotides. RefSeq lists its product as uncharacterized. The coding region runs from base 817 to 1938 and encodes 373 amino acids. The record is from RefSeq and is a predicted model, not a curated record. The transcript has 3 exons. NCBI's taxonomy places the organism in Eukaryota, Viridiplantae, Streptophyta, Magnoliopsida, Rosales, Rosaceae.
CAGUACCCAUGAACAAUAGAGCAACAUACACAGAGAUGUUGAACACUCGAUGAUUUUUCAAAAAUUUGAGUGGAGGUGAGAACCUUCAUUGGAAUAGAUGAAGAUAACAACAGUACCAUCGAAUCGAAGCUUGUGGACAUCACCGGACCAGUGUUAACUAAUGGCAGUAUACUCAUCCUGCAGCCUACAACCAUUGCAAAAAUCUAAUUAUGACUGUCUUUAUGAAAUUAUGUGCUGUAGUAGGACAAUUUUUGAGAUAUGCACACAUUAAUAAGUCAAAUUAGUCUAGUUUUAUUACAUGAUAAUGUUCUUAAUAUUUGCCACAUGUACGGGACUUACCUAGUCCCCUGUCGCAUCUGAUUAUUUCUCCUCUCUCUCUCUCUCUCUCUCUCUCUCUCUCUCUCCCCAUCCGAAUUCCAAAGACUCCAAACAAACCAAGAACCCGAGACUAACUUGAAUGCAACUGAAAAGAAAAGACAAAAAGAAACAGCAAAUGGUUCGAUGAGUAUAGCAAAAAGAAAAUUUACUGAAUUUAUUUUGGAUGUUACUCUGGACACCUUUCUCGAUGAUGAUACUGAUGGAGGAUCCAUUCUAUGAACAGGGAAAUCCUACCCAAUUGGUGAUUAUGCGGCCAACAAUAAGUGGGAGAUUUUGCACAGGGCAGCACCAUGGAACCUGUAAGAACUGAAGCUAAUUUGGCGUGGUGGAGUGAUAGCAGACUUGCAACCAGUCAAAUUUGACGAGAGUGCCUUGACAACAAGAGGAAAAUAUGCAAUUAAUGUCUCCACAUCACGCCGGGCCGAUUGCCCAACGUACAUGGUAGAUUUUGUUUUCUACAACUUGAUUUGCUUCAGAAAUAGAAAUAAUCGUGGACAAGGAGUUUGCUUCUUAAUCGAUCUUUGUAGGAGAGAAGUUCUAAGGCUCCCUAAGAAUGAUAUUACCAAGGAUUCAAAGUCUCCAGUAUUCUGUGACUGGUAUGGUAUGGGGUUUGAUAGUGUUACCAAUACUCUCAAGAUUCUUCGUGUUACUAAAGUUAAUGCAGCAGACUGCAUGGUAGCUCAAGUUCUUGUACUUGGCAAAAGCUCAUGGCGACAAAUAUCCUCAGCUCCUCUUUGCUAUCUGUCUGUUAUUUGUAAUUUAUUUUCCCCGAAGAAUGCAUGUGCAUAUGGAGACAUGCAUUGGUUGCGUGGUGAUGCCAUGGUAAAGGAAAGUGAAGCUAUAAUUUCUUUUGACUUCAAGAAAGAAGAGUUUUGUUGGACGCCUCACCCCAAGUUACGAAGCUCAAAGGAGUACACUUGCUUGUACAUGCACUUGCACUUGCUUACUCUUAAAGGAUCUUUGGCCCUAGUGGAUACUUCAUCUUCAGAAGGUAUGACUACAAAUAUUGACAUAUGGCUGAUGAAAGAUUAUAAAAGAAAAGAGUGGACGAGAGAUUAUAGCAUAAGUAUCGAAAUGUUUGAUUUGCGUAAGGAGUUUGGAAGGUUGACAGAUGUUACUUGUGAUGAAUGGGAGCAUGGUAUAUUUUUCAAAAACUUUCAGAAUAUGCCUGCAUUCUUUUUAGAUCUAAGAUCUGCUCUCAUGAAUCCAGUAAGAUGUGAGAGUGGGAUCCGUACCAAAAUCUUGAGCUACACACGGAGCUUUAUAUCCUUAAAAGAUUAUGACAUUUUGGUUGAAGCUGAACGUGGCACUGGAAGUCUUAAAAGUUAUGUUAAUUUGAUGGAAGAAGAAGCACAAGGAUUUAGCUUAUGUGAGAGGCACGUGCUGCGCGGAGUUUCUUUAAUCCAAGAAGGAAACUCUCGGUUCUUUGUUAUUAAAUAUAAAUCAAUGGUCAACUUUGCUUCCCCUCUCGGACAACAUAGGAUUUUCUACGGAAGGGCAAGAGAAGAUACUGGCCAUCACAUUGUUGGCAUGCGUACUCGACUCCCGACUGUUUUAUAG